UGUACCCAAAAAAGCCCUCAAAUUCCGAAUAAAAUUUGGUUGACCCGGAACCUGUCUCUGUUUUCCUCCAAAUCCCUAAUUUCCCAAUUCAAUCUAAAACCCCUCAAAUUAAAUUUACCCAUGUCAAUUUCUUCAAUAUCACGAAUUCUUUCACUUUCAAUCACACCAAAAACAUCAAAAAUCUCAACUCUACACUUCACUACGUCAUUAUCAGAUAAUCUAUAUACCCACUUGCAAAACAGUCCUCACAAUGUUGAAACAGCUCUUAAUUUAAUCAAACCUAAAUUGGACUCCAAAUGUGUCACUGAGGUGUUAAACAAAUGCACACCUGGCAACAUUCAAAUGGGUCUCAGGUUUUUUAUCUGGGCUGGUUACCAGUCAAAUUACAGGCAUAGUUCUUUUUUAUAUGGUAAAGCUUGUAAAUUAUUUAAUAUUAAGCAAAACCCAUAUGUUGUUCUUGAUCUGUUUGAAGCUUAUAGAGUGGAGAAUUGUGUGGUUAAUAUCAAGAUUUUUAAAGUUGUUUUGAAUUUGUGUAAAGAGGGUAAGCUUGCUAAUGAGGCCUUGUUGGUGUUGAGGAAAAUGUUAGAAUUUAAUAUAUAUGCCGAUGGAAAUGCUUAUACUACUGUUAUUAGGUUGUUUUGUGAUAAGGGCGAUAUGGAUAUGGCUCAAACAUUGAUGAGGGAGAUGAGUUUGAACGGUCUUUAUCCGGAUAUGAUUACGUAUGUAUUAAUGAUCAAAGGAUUUUGUGAUGUAGGCAGACUGGAAGAGGCUUGUAGGUUGUUUAAGGAAAUGAAAGGGCAUGGUUGUGUGCCUAAUGUGGUGGCUUAUUCGGCACUUCUUGAUGGAGUUUGUAGAUUUGGUAGUGCGGAAAGGGCAUUAGAGUUGUUGGAGGAGAUGGAGAAAGAGGGUGGGGAUUGUAGUCCAAAUGUUCUAACGUAUACCUCUGUUAUUCAGAGGUUAUGUGAGAAGGGGAGGACAAUAGAUGCGUUUGCAGUUUUGGAUAGGAUGGAGGCUUGUGGUUGUGCUCCGAAUCGUGUCACAGUUAGUACUUUGCUGAAACGUCUUUGUGUGGAUGGCCAUAUGGAAGAUGCCUAUAAGUUGAUUGAUAGAGUUGUUUUGGGAGGUGGUGUUUCAUAUAGUGAUUGCUAUAGUUCUCUUGUUGUGUGUUUGAUAAGGGUUAAAAAAUUUGAAGAGGCUGAGAAGCUCUUUAGGAGGACUUUACUUAGUGGAGUUAGACUUGAUGGCUUGGCAUGCAGUCUCGUGAUUAAAGAGCUAUGUUUGAAGAAAGGGGUGCUUGAUGGAUAUUGCUUAUAUGAUGAAAUUGAGAAGAUAGGAUUCUUACCCACCAUUGAUUCUGAUAUCUAUUCAAUUCUUUUAGUUGGACUUUGUCAACAAGGCCACUCGGUGGAAGCCGCUAAACUUGCAAGGUCAAUGCUUGAUAAAGGAAUACAUCUAAAACGCCUUUUUGUUGGUGAAGUAGUUGAACACUUGGAGAAAUUUGGAGUUGCAGAGCUAGUUACGGAUUAGCUUGCGUCUGAUAGAGCAGGAUCUUUGAUUUAUAGUUAUCAAUUUUCUGCUAUGAAGAGAUGUAUUAAGAACGGGUCUUUGGAAUUUAUUCAAUGAAACAGAAUGUCACAAUAUAUUAGUAUUUCUAAAAGAAAAGGAGUGCGAUGGGGCAGCUGUUGUUUUAGAAGUUUUCUCCAAGCAGUCACACCGCUAUUGAUAGGCUUGUCAUGGUAUUGAUCAUUUACUCGUACUCAUUCCUACAAGAGAGUACUGCUUUGCUCCUUCUCUGAGAGAUAUUUGCCUAGCUGUGGAUUCAAAUUCAAUGGCAAUGUUGUGUCUUCACAAGAAAGUAGAAAGAAUUUCUAUGGAGCAACGAAUGCUAUUUCAUCCGACUCUGGUCUUUAUCAUCUUCUUGCUUGUAGAGAAUGCGUUGCAAAUGGGUACUAGUCACAUAUGCUCAUUCCCGCUAUUGUUAUAUGCUACGGACGAGUCAAAUAACUUGGUGCCCAAGAUUUGGCAAGACACAAUAUGAUGGUGAUUUCAAAUGCUGUUCGCAGUGUGGGAAAGUGUUAGCGGAUGCGAGGCCAGAGAAUAGGAAAAUAAGAGUAUUUGCGAGAUUCCGAAGGAAGGUCAUUAAGAAGAAGCAUCUCAAGAAGAAGACAACUUCUUCCUCAAUCAUUGAGGAAAAUUACCAUUCUGCAUGAUAAUGCCAUUUAUUUUUAAGUCAUUGUACCAUUAUUUUGGUGGGUUAAACUUUUAUAGCUGUUUUUUUUGUUUCGAUUAAUUAUACAUAUGUAAUCGCAAAUUAGAAUUAAUUUUCGUUUCAAUUGAUUAACCUAAAAUAAAAAGUUGUGCCUAUUACUCACAAAUCAGAAGAAUAUACAUUUUAUUAGACCUUUCUUAUAUGU
Messenger RNA from Mercurialis annua (annual mercury), 2414 nucleotides. RefSeq names its product pentatricopeptide repeat-containing protein At5g47360. Gene Ontology annotation, molecular function: protein binding. The coding region runs from base 121 to 1527 and encodes 468 amino acids. The record is from RefSeq and is a predicted model, not a curated record. NCBI's taxonomy places the organism in Eukaryota, Viridiplantae, Streptophyta, Magnoliopsida, Malpighiales, Euphorbiaceae. The transcript is spliced from 5 exons.